AAAGUGAAAUCGUACUCGAUACAUUUAAAAUGACCAGCACUUAUAGAAUUUCAACAUUCAAAACUUUAAUAUAAUACAAACACUUAAAAUUAUUCACAUUUAUUUAAAAUGAGCUGUCCUGGUUUCGGUGAGUUAAAUAUACCUUCUUCGCGUGCUUUUUGGGAUGACUGCGAAGAGGAUGAGUUCGAAAAUGUAGAGCCGGCGGAAAAGUUGCAACUAAAAUUCGAUGAUUCGGAGGCAGUUAAUCCCAUAGCUAGUGAGCAUAUGAUCAUCAUUGAAAGUCCCCAUAUUGCACACUUUGCUAGCUCUGCUCUGUUGCAGGAUAUGAAAAGAAUUUGCAAAAUUCCCGCUAAGGAUUCUGCUUUAUAUUGGCAACCAUCAAAAUUGCAAUUGUUGGCCAUUCUGGAGGAUGAUCUGACCAAGAGUGGUGAAGUCACCGAACUGUUGAUACCCUAUGCGCGUUUGGCAAAAAAAGUGACGACUUUGACAUUGAAGCCAAAGGUUGACUACAAAAGUGAGGAGAUUAACAAAUACGUCGAUGAAAUCGGAAUAGUCCGAUCGGUGGGCCCAAAUCUGGCGAAUGUGCAGGAGCUGGAGGCUCCCAACUUCAUAGCUGGUGUAGCAGCAGGAAUUGCGAGUUGGCGAGAUCAGGAGCAGACUCCAAUAAAUGCAUAUGUUAUCUAUACAGAUAAACUGCCUUUGGAUGGGACAGCUGCCCAGCCAGUUCUGAAAUUGCUGCAGAAGAUUGGUUUAUCGUGCAAUUCCAGCUAUGUGCCGGCUCGCAAGGAUUCUUCAUAUUUAUAUAUGUGAUUUCGUGUUUCAGCUAGGUUUUCAAUAAUUUUAUUAACGGUUGCGGUGACAAAAAAAAUUCACAAUAAAUAUCGAUUUCAAAUCGCUGGAGCUAAUUCAACACUUUAAA
Molecule: messenger RNA, 919 nt
Organism: Drosophila willistoni
Lineage: Eukaryota; Metazoa; Arthropoda; Insecta; Diptera; Drosophilidae
Gene: PSMG1
Exons: 3
Coding region: 109-810 (233 amino acids)
Biological process (GO): proteasome core complex assembly
Cellular component (GO): endoplasmic reticulum
Molecular function (GO): proteasome binding
Source: RefSeq, a predicted model, not a curated record